AUUUGUGAGAAAAAACAUAAGCAAAAUAAGAAAAAGUGAGGGAAGAAGCAAGAAAAAAUCACCAAUUUACCUCAAAGUUUCCCAAUGGAUCUUUAUCCAAACAAAACUAACAAUGUUUCCUAUGAGAGAUCAAAAUGGAAAGGUAAGGAGACGCUGAUCAUGACAAUCCACAAACGCCAUUUUAAAGAGACGGUUCAUCGCCUCACCGGCUCUACCCAGGGCCAUCGUUUUGAUAUGUCCCCUCCUCCGCCAUUGGUUGUUAACAAUUCCCGACCAAGUGUCUCUCGUAUUACUACUCAACCUUAUCGAUUUCCUACGGUUUCGAGUACUACUAAUGCCGUGAUCCCCUCAACGGUUGAAUCACUCAACACUCAACCUCCGUCUCCACCAUAUCUUCCUCUGUCACCGCCUUCUCAUCGAGAACAAGAGUCAGUGGAAGCUCGGGUGGAUACUAUUUCGCAGGACUUUGAGAACAAUAUUAUAGAAGACGAUAUGAACCAUGAACAGUUGCAUGGGUCUACGUUGCCUCCUCUGUUCGCAAAUGGUGAUGAGAACAUUCCUCCUUCACCAGUUCAGCCUCAUUCUCCAAACAAUCAAGGAUCAGAGAACAUUACACCAUCAGCAGUUCCAACGAGUGCACCGUUCAGAUCUUUUGAGUGGCUUAUGUCUCCUAAUAAUCUACAAACAGAGAACAUUCUACAACCACCAGUUCCAACGACUUUACCGUUCGAAUCAUUAGAUCAGGCCAAUUCUAUGAACGAUCUACUAUCAGAGGACAUUCCUCCACCAGUUAUGGUGCCUUCACCGUACGGAUCUUUAUAUUGGCAAGUGCCAGAUCCUCCAAACGGUCCACUCUCUCCGAGCUUGAUUCAACGAUCUCUCACACAAGUUCCGGAAACUUCACAGUUAUGGAGUGUAGACUGGCCUAAUCCUCUCAACGAUAUACGACCGGAGAACGUUCCACUACUGGUUCCGGCAGCUUCACCGCUAUGGAGUCUAGACUGGUCCAACUUUCCGAAUUAUCUACAACCAGAGAACGUUCUACCUUUCGUUCCGGCGACUUCACCGUUAGACUGCCCAAAUAUCCAGAACAAUCUACAAGAGAACGUUCCACCAUUGGUUCCGGCGACUUCACCGUCAAUGAGUCUAGACUGGCCUAAUUUUCAGAACACUCCAGCACCAGUUCCGGCAGGUUCACCGUUAUGGAGUCUAGACGGGCUUAACUAUCCCAACUAUCUACAACCAGAGAACCUUCCACCACUAGUUCCGGGGAUUUCACCAGUAGAGUGGUCAAAUUCUGAAAACAAUCUACCACUGGAGAACGUUCCACCAUUGGUUCCGGCGACUUCACCGUUAAUAAUCCGAGAAAACACUCCACCACCAGUUCCAGUGACUUCACCGUUAGGGAAUCUAGAGUGGCCAUUUGACCGAUCAAUAUACCUCACCUGAUAUUCCUGUCAUCUCUAACCUCUAUGCCUUGGCCCAUGAGGGGGCUGCUUCCAAACCUGAAUCAGUGUUUUUUUUUUCAUUUCUAUUGUUGGUGUUCUUGGUUUAUGUUUUUGUAACUUUUGCUGCUUUUGUUUCAUGUUUCUGUUGUUAUCUUCGUUUUUCUAUGUGACAACUUCUUUGUGAUC
Molecule: messenger RNA, 1634 nt
Organism: Arabidopsis lyrata subsp. lyrata
Lineage: Eukaryota; Viridiplantae; Streptophyta; Magnoliopsida; Brassicales; Brassicaceae
Product: proline-rich protein 36
Exons: 1
Coding region: 85-1449 (454 amino acids)
Source: RefSeq, a predicted model, not a curated record